This is a messenger RNA of Fukomys damarensis (Damara mole-rat), 2602 nucleotides long. RefSeq names its product CD248 molecule (gene Cd248). The transcript has a single exon. Gene Ontology annotation, biological process: cell migration. Gene Ontology annotation, molecular function: extracellular matrix protein binding; extracellular matrix binding; calcium ion binding. Gene Ontology annotation, cellular component: external side of plasma membrane; extracellular matrix. Lineage: Eukaryota; Metazoa; Chordata; Mammalia; Rodentia; Bathyergidae. The annotation marks the transcript as partial. The record is from RefSeq and is a predicted model, not a curated record.
ACUGAGCCGCACGCUACCUGCGGCCCCAGCAGCUGCUACGUGCUCUACCCUGAAUCCCGCACCUUCCUGGAAGCCUGGCGGGCCUGCCGUGAGCUGGGGGGCAACCUGGCCACACCGCGGACGCCCGAGGAGGCCCGGCGUGUGGACAGCCUGGUGGGCGCUGGCCCGAAAGACAAGCUGCUGUGGAUCGGACUGCAGCGACAGGCACGGCAGUGCCAGCUGCAGCGCCCACUUCGUGGCUUCACAUGGACCACGGGAGACCAGGACACAGCUUUCACCAACUGGGCCCAGCAAGCCAUGGGAGGGUCCUGCAUGGCCCAGCGCUGUGUGGCCCUGGAGGCCAGCCAUGCCCAUCGCUGGCAUGAGGGCUCGUGCACACUGCCUAUUGAUGGUUACCUGUGCCAGUUUGGCUUCGAGGGUGCCUGCCCAGCGUUGCCGGAUGACAUGGGCCAGGACAGCCCCACAAUCUACACCACGCCCUUCCACCUGGUCUCCACGGAGUUUGAGUGGCUGCCCUUUGGCUCCGUGGCUGCUGUGCAGUGCCAGGCUGGCAGGGGAGCCUCUCUGCUCUGCGUGAAGCAGCCUGAAGGAGGUGUGGGCUGGUCUCGGGCUGGGCCCUUGUGCCCAGUGACUGGCUGUGGCCCGGACAAUGGGGGCUGCGAACAUGAAUGUGUGGAGGACAUGAAUGGUCAGGUGUCCUGCCACUGCACUGAGGGCUUCCAGUUGGCAGCAGAUGGGCACAGCUGUGAGGACCCCUGUGCCCAAGCCCCGUGUGAGCAGCAUUGUGAGCCUGGUGGGCCACAGGGCUACAGCUGCCACUGUCUCUUGGGCUUCCGACCAUCCGAGGAUGAGCCACACCGCUGCGUGGACACAGAUGAGUGCCAGAUACCCGGUGUUUGCCAGCAGAUGUGUGUUAACUACGUUGGUGGCUUCGAGUGUUAUUGCAGUGAGGGUCACGAGCUCAAGGAGGAUGGCUCCAACUGUAUCCCCACAGGUGCCAUGGGCGCCAAGGCCUCCCAGGACCUUGUAGAUGAGUUGCUGGAUGGUGGGGAGGAAAAGGCGAAGGAGGAGGAGGAGAAGGAGAAGGAGGAGAAAGAGGAGGAGGAGGAGGAGGAGGAGAAGGAGGAGGAGGAAAAGAAGGAGGACUGGGUCUUUGAUGGUGGCUGGACAGAGAACCCUGGGAUCCUAUGGAUGGAACCCACGCAGCCACCGGACUUUGGUUUGGUUUAUAGACCCAGCUACCCAGGAGAGCAAGAGCGGAGGAGACCCCAUCUGGAUCCUACCUGGCCACCCCCACUCAGUGCCCCCAGGGUCCCCUACCACUCCUCAGUGAUUUCUGACACUCAGCCCCUGGUAAUCUCUGCCACCCAUCCCACACUGCUUUCUGCCCGCCAGACCCCUAUUAUCUCUGCCACACACCCACCCCUGAGCCCUGCCCAUAGACCUCCUGUGAUCUCUUCCAUGUACCCCACUCUGUCUUCUGCCCACCAGAACCCUAUUAUCUCUGCCACACACCCACCCCUGAGCCCUGCCCAUCGGCACCCCAUGAUUCCCGCCAUGCACCCAGCCGUGCUUCCUUACCACCAGACUCCCAUGAUAGAGACCAACUAUCCAGAUCUGCCUUCUGCACACCAGCCCCAAGUUAUCUCUGUCAUUCCCCCAGCACAGCCUCCUGCCCACCAGCCCCCUAUUACCUCAGCCAAAUAUCCCCAAUUCUUCCCUAACCACCAGUCUCCCUUGUUUCUGGACCCUCGGGUGGCUGACACCCAGACCACCAUUCAUCUGUCUGGAAUUCCAGCUAAGCCUUCCCCUCAGGAUACCACUCCAAGUGCCCAUCAACCCCCUCUGUUCAGAGAUGUCACAGCUGUCAGGACUCAAGCCCCCCAGCUUUCUUUUACCCCAACUGUCCCACACACCCCGCCCACUACCUCUGGGUCACCUGGGACCCCUGCCCAUCAGGCCUCUUUGCCUGCUGUCUCUCAGCUCCCAGCCCUCCCUACUCCUCUGUCCUCUCAAAGCCCAGCUAACCAGACCUCACGCAUCAGCCCUACACAGCCCCAUUCCAAAGCUCCCCAAGUCCCAUGGGAAGGUGGCUCCACUUCCAAAUUGGUCCCUACCGCAGUUCCAACAGCUCUGGCAGAGGCUGGUCUAGCAGGUCGAAGCCAGAGGGAUGACCGGUGGCUGCUGGUGGCACUCCUGGUCCCAACAUGUGUCUUCUUGGUGGUCCUGCUUGCACUGGGCAUUGUGUACUGCACCCGCUGUGGCCCUCAUGCACCUAAUAAGCGCAUCACUGACUGCUAUCACUGGGUCACCCAUGCUGGGAGCAAAGGCCAAACGGAACCCAUGCCCUCCAGGGGAAGCUUCACAGGGGUACAGACCUGCAGAACCAGCGUGUGACAGGGCAAGAUGUCCCUGCAGGUAGAGGGAAGGGACAUAGCUGGACACAAGGCCAAGGCUGCAACAGGGACCAAUGGGGGCUGCCCACCUGGACAGAGGGCCUCCUGCUCCCUGGAUCCCACACUCGUGACAGAGGAUACACCAAGGCCCCCAGGACCUCAGGGGUUGGGUGCUAGGGUCUUCAAUAAACGGGGUACCAACCUCA